AUGCGACUGUUGGCUAAACUGUUAUUCAUAAUCUAUGCCGGUAACGCAUACAAAAUUCUCGUCGUCAAUCCUAAAUUCGCCUACAGUCACGUAAAUUAUAUGGGCAAGAUUGCUGAUGUGCUUGUGGAUGCUGGGCACGAUGUCGUAACACUUCAACUUGUGCUUGCACCGUUUCCAAACAACGGCACUGAAAAAUCGCGACUAAUUCAAAUGGAGGUGGAUAAAAACGUGAUUGCUCCUUUGCUAGCCACUUUCCAAAAGGAUCACGACACCAAAUGGACUGAAAGUGCUACGAAUCCCUUACAGUUUUUCAGGUUGAUACCUACUAUACGAGAACUCGUAACAUUCGGUGUAAGCACUAUUCUUGAUGACAAACAAGUGCUGCAGCAAUUAAAAUCCGAGAACUUCGAUGUUGGCAUUGCAGAGCUUUUCGACUUUUCUGGCUUGGCCGUGUUUGAAGCCAUCGGCCUCAAGAACAUUGUUGGGGCACACACUGUCUCAAGCCUGAUGAAGGGCUCGCUGUUGGUGUUCCAGUAA
This is a messenger RNA of Cylicocyclus nassatus, 537 nucleotides long. The record is from the annotation of a GenBank genome assembly. Lineage: Eukaryota; Metazoa; Nematoda; Chromadorea; Rhabditida; Strongylidae.